Messenger RNA from Haemonchus placei, 330 nucleotides. The record is from the annotation of a GenBank genome assembly. Lineage: Eukaryota; Metazoa; Nematoda; Chromadorea; Rhabditida; Trichostrongylidae.
AUGAAAGCCCUUACUGUCGUACUUAUCGCCAUUGUUGCUUCCGCCGCCAUCGGAAUGCAGAUCAAAGCUGAAGUCCGUUCCUCGGAAUUAGCAUCUCUCGAGUGUGACAUGUGUGAAAUGGCUGUGAGGACAGUUGUGCCAAUGAUGGACCAAGACACCAAAGAUAUCGAAAACGCAGUCAACAAGGAAUGCAAGGCAUUGCUCCAUGAGAUUCCAUUCGCUACCAAGAAAUGCCAGAAAUUCGUCGACCAGGAUUUGAACAAAAUCAUCAAGGAACUCGAAUCUGGCACUGCACCAAAAGACGUUUGCAAGAAGAUUGAUAUGUGUUGA